Molecule: messenger RNA, 1256 nt
Organism: Tribolium madens (black flour beetle)
Lineage: Eukaryota; Metazoa; Arthropoda; Insecta; Coleoptera; Tenebrionidae
Gene: pn
Product: exopolyphosphatase PRUNE1
Exons: 4
Coding region: 6-1193 (395 amino acids)
Cellular component (GO): cytoplasm
Molecular function (GO): exopolyphosphatase activity
Source: RefSeq, a predicted model, not a curated record
UGCUAAUGCUAAGAACGAAUAACCUAACCUCAAAAUUAGACAACGACAAGACAAAAUCUAUUCCGUUUGUUUCUUUGCAAGUACUGGAUAAAAUGGAACAGUUUUUGGAAUUUAUAAAGAAAGCCAAACAAGCUUUAAACAACAUUGAAAUCUUCAAAAAUAUUCACCUGGUGCUUGGGAAUGAAUCUUGCGACUUAGAUUCCACUAUUUCCGCAUUGUCUCUCGCUUAUUUAAUACAUUCACGUAACACUAAUGAUUUAGUAAUACCCGUAAUGAACGUUGAAGCAAAGUAUUUCCCCCUGAGGACUGAAACAAAUUACUUGUUAAAAAAAUGCGAUAUUGAUCCCAAGAAUCUCGUUUACAAAGAUCAAAUCAAUUAUUCAAAUAUCCUAAAAACAGCCAAAGUAAAAACAAGCUUAGUAGACCACCACGUAUUGUCAAACCAUGAUAAGGUGUUAGAAGAAACCGUUCUGGAAAUUUUUGACCACAGGACCAUCAAUAAAGAAGAAAUUUGUCACGGUGAUCACGUGGAAAAGACUGUAAUUAAAAUAGUUGGUUCUUGUUGUACUUUGAUCACAAAUGAAAUCAUUGAGUCAAAGUUGUCGAUUUUAUUUAAUGACUUAAGUCACCUUUUGUAUGCUACCAUUAUUUACGAUACGAUAGGCCUUGAUAAAGAAUAUGGAAAAACAUUUGAGGAUGACCUUAAAGCUGCCCAAUAUCUAGAAAACAUUCUUAAACCAACUCAAGCAAGAAAAGAGUUGUUCAAUGUGUUGUGGAAAAUCCACAAUGACACGUCCACUUUAAGUACCCAAGAUUUACUUUACAGAGACUUAAAGGUGGUCAAAGGUAUUCCCAUUCCGGGUUUACCAAUCCUGGUUGAGGAAUAUUUGAAUCGUGGGGAUGCAGAUGGCGCUAUUGCUGCUUUCGCGAGUGAUUUCAAGACAUCUAAUGUUGUGUUAAUUGGGAUUGACGCUAGUGAAGACGUUAAAAGAGACAUAGCGAUUUUUUCUACUGAUUCCAUUUUUAAAAAAACCUUGAUCAUAAUCUUGAGUGACAGUAAACAUGAAUUACAACUUACGGAAAUUCCUGUAAAAAAUAAGAAUGUUGUGUGUUUCAGACAGGGCAAUAUUAAAUUGACACGUAAAUUUAUUCUGCCACUAGUAAACGAUGCUGCUGUACAAUGCCAAAAAUAGGAAAAAAACAUUGUUAAUCUUUAAUAAUCGAAAUUAUUAAUAACAUUCUAAAAAAUUAUAAAA